Mugil cephalus (flathead mullet) is the source of this 2549-nucleotide messenger RNA. Its product is annotated as carbohydrate sulfotransferase 15-like. The record is from RefSeq and is a predicted model, not a curated record. The coding region runs from base 634 to 2220 and encodes 528 amino acids. Gene Ontology annotation, biological process: hexose biosynthetic process. Gene Ontology annotation, molecular function: N-acetylgalactosamine 4-sulfate 6-O-sulfotransferase activity. The transcript has 10 exons. NCBI's taxonomy places the organism in Eukaryota, Metazoa, Chordata, Actinopteri, Mugiliformes, Mugilidae.
GGGAGGGAGGGGGGAGAAGAGAGAGAAAGAGAGAGACACACUGACUCCCACAGUUCAUCUCGCACAGACUGUGAGAAGAGAAGAGGAGGGAAGCGGAGGCUGUCUGUCACACGGCACAGACUCAACAACUUGUUCUCAUGUAAUCGCGAGAGAGAGAAUACGGAUUUUACAAAUGCGUCUCAUCCGCGUAAUAGUACCCGGGAAUGGAAAUAACAUACACGAGGCGACAAUGAGAAGUUGCUUGAUCCGGCUGGUCGUGUGAGCGCUGCCGGCACCGAGAGAGGAAGAAAAAAAGAAAAAAGAAAAGAAAGAAAAACUCAUGCAGUCGAAGAUGAAGACAACAACACGGAGAGAGAUCUGCGAGGAGACAUUUUAACAGUUUUCUGUGACGGGGAACAAGGAGUUCUCUGUUAGUCUGAGAGAUAAGAACUGAAGAAGUAGGACAGCGAGCUCUGCGCUGCACAGACUCCAGCCAGGGAAGUCUCCAAAGAUGAGAUGGGCUGUUCUCCACAACCCAUCAUGGAUAUCAUGUACUGGCCAUUCCCCCAUCCCAAGAUGUCCUUUCUGGGCGGCUCCGUAACAUCUCCCAGCGCCUAAAGCUGUGACACAAAGGACUCGCCGGCUCUGGACACCAUGACACAGAUGGACUACAAAUACAGCCUCCUGGGCUCCACAGUGGACGACUACCGCAAGAGACCGCUGCUCCUUCAGGUGGACGAUACGCCUAUGAACCUCUUCGCAGUCCUUCAGGUGAAACGGGAACUGCCGAGACGCUGGAGUACCCUGGGCUGCUUCCGCAAGAUCCGCCUCUACAGCUUCCUGUUCGGCCUGGCCGUCACGUUCCUCAUCAUGGCUUCGUACAUUCUGACGGGGGACAAGAAGGGUCUCCUCCUCACCCCUUCCCCUUACCACUUCAGCAGCCUGGUGAGCCCGGGACCUUUUGCCUUCAACCUCUCCUCGGUCAAGGACUACGAACAUAUCAAACUGGUGGUCAAAUCCAUCACGUCCAAGGUGGAGUUUCGCAGCAGUCGACAGCUUCCAAAGCUCAAAGCGCUGGUUAAGAGUGAGCCACAUAUGUUUUCCGUGAUCCCCCGCAAAUUCCUGCCUGGCGUCAAGAACCCCUGCUGGUAUGAGGAAUACACUGGGAAUAUCACUUCAGAUCCAUACAGGACAAACUUGUACGGACGGUACUCGCGGCGAUUCCGGACGGUUUUUCAGCACUUGAGGAACACUUUCCAGGAACAUUUGCUGCGCAGCAACAGGAAACUCUACCGCAUGCGGUGCCUUCCUUAUUUCUAUAUCAUUGGACAACCAAAGUGUGGCACGACGGACCUGUACGACCGUCUGAGGCUGCACCCCGACGUCAAGUUCACCACUUUCAAAGAGCCGCACUGGUGGACCCGCAAGAGGUUUGGCAUCAUUCGUCUCAGCGAGGGCUUCCAUGAUCGAUACCCGGUGGAGGACUACCUGGACUUGUUCGAUCAGGCCGCCUACCAGAUCCAGGGCAACAUCACAGGAAAUACCAGCGGAUCCCUGAGACACAAAAGCAUCAUCAUUGGAGAAGCCAGCGCAUCCACCAUGUGGGAUAACAACGCCUGGGUGUAUUUCUAUGACAACAACACGGAGGGAGAGCCUCCCUUCCUCAUCCAGGAUUUCAUCCACGCUCUGCAGCCGGACGCCCGCUUCAUUGUCAUGCUCAGGGACCCGGUGGAAAGGCUCUACUCUGACUACCUUUACUUCGGCAUCGCCAACAAGUCCGCAGAAGAUUUCCACGAGAAGGUGUCGGAGUCGCUGCAGCUGUUCGAGGGCUGCCUUACGGAGUACACGAUGCGUUCCUGUGUGUACAACACUACUAUCAACAAUGCCAUGCCAGUCAGAUUGCAGGUUGGCCUUUACAUAGUGUACCUAACGGACUGGCUGACCGUCUUCAGCAGGGAACAGAUCCUGGUCCUGAGGUUGGAAGACCACGCCUCCAACAGGAAAUACACGAUGCACAAAGUCUUUGAUUUCCUUAACUUGGGGCCGCUGACAAAAGAAAUAGAGUCGGAAAUCACGAGGAGCCCGGCGUCGAACACCAGGAGGCCGGCCGACAAAAACCUGGGACCCAUGCUGCCCAUCACUAAAGAGAUCCUCCGGGACUUCUACACGCCGUUCAACGAGAAACUGGCGAAAGUGCUGCGGAACGACUCCUUCCUGUGGGUGAACGGCUCCAAACUCUGAACGGCCCGUCCCAGCCCCGCUCACUUCAGUAAAGAACCACUGACAGCGUCAGCCAGCCCUCUUUGUUUGGGUUUUUCAUCUCUCUCAAGUGCCCAUGAAAGAAGAAGAAAGAAAAAAAAAAAUCAAUGUGUUUUUCUUUUUUUUUUAAUUUAAAUUAUUUUUUUAAGUUAUAAAAGCAGAGAUGAAUCAAAGAUUUAAAAGAGCACAAGCGAGUGUGGUGGUUUUGAGUGUGUGUGUGUGUGUGUGAGAGACAGCGUGAGUGGAUUGAAGUGAUUGUUAUUUUUUUGUGGCCAGGUGUACAAAAAAAUUAAAUAGUGAAUUCAAAUAUA